Microdochium trichocladiopsis is the source of this 2418-nucleotide messenger RNA. Its product is annotated as docking domain of Afi1 for Arf3 in vesicle trafficking-domain-containing protein. Gene Ontology annotation, cellular component: plasma membrane. Gene Ontology annotation, biological process: actin cortical patch localization. Bases 1 to 2418 code for a protein of 805 amino acids. Lineage: Eukaryota; Fungi; Ascomycota; Sordariomycetes; Xylariales; Microdochiaceae. The transcript is spliced from 3 exons. The record is from RefSeq and is a predicted model, not a curated record.
AUGUCCACGGCCUCAAGGCCCUCGCGAUCUCCACAACCCCCCGCGAACCGCCCGGCCGACCUAUCUGCGUACACGUCCGCCUACAACACCAGAAAUCCGAUGGGCUCUUCUUCAGCGGCCACGGCAGCCACCGCCGGCGCCGGCGCCGGCUGGUCGGCGUCACAAAACCAUGCAGCCAAGCAGCACGCCCGCUCCCCGCGGCGGCUGCGGUCACAGUACCCGCGGUCCUCGAUCGAGAACCAUGUCGAGUAUAUCCUGGUCGCCUCGUUCGACAUCGACCGCGGCCCCGUCAUGGAGCACCAGUACCCCGUGGCGAUCACGGGCGACGAGCACAUGCUGGCCGAGCUGAUGCUGCCGGAUCAGGCGCACGCGCGGAACCAGGACUGGACGAUCUUCUUCUUGCACAAGGAUACGAGCCAGGAGGAGGACGAGGAGGAGCAGAAGGAGAAAGAGGCGAGGCGGAGGCGGAGGAAGAGGAGGCGAGACCGGGCGAUGGGGAUCCUGCCAGCUGAGGGCGAGGAGGACGAGGAUGACGGGUAUCCGGAUGACGACGACGACGAUGAUGACGACGACGAUUGGAGCGAUGAUGGCUCGACGGCGUCGGAGCCGGAAGGUGGUGAGGGCCCGCCUCUGAUAUACGUGCUCAACUUGGUCAACACGAAACACGACAAGACGGUCAAGAGAGGCGCCAUUGUCAAGACAAUGGCGAUAUGCACGAGGCAUCCUUUCUUGCAUAUAUACAAGCCACUAUUAUUGCUCGCCCUUGAGGAGUACUUCAAGGCGCCAGUACCAGAAACACUUGCGAUGCUGUACGAAGCAGUCAACAGCAUGGAUCUCUCUCUGAUGCCCAAGCUCAGCCUCCUCGAGCGCAACCUCCUGCAGGCUAGUGACAACAAGGACCUCUUUGUGGAGAAGUUUGAGCAAAUCAUUCAGAGGCGCAUGAAUCGCGGCCCUACAUUGACUGAGCGCGGCUCACCAGAGGUUCCCAAGGGCGCACCGAGACGACCGGCGAUACAGCGUGCUGGCACGAAAGCCCAUCUUGAAGGACAUUCGGAAUUCGCGGUGCCUCGUGAUACUCACGAGUUUGAGAGCAAAGUCAUGUACAAGGGCAUCCCCAUCCCGGUCAAGGUCCCGACUGCCAUCAUGCCCGAGACGGUGGGCGACUUUUCGCUCGUCAAGCUGAUCCAGCAGUUCUCGGAACCCCAUACCAAGGCACCGCAGCCAUUCAACACGCAUCCGCACUUGACGACGAAUGGACCCUUGACUCACCCCAUCAUUGUUCUGGCCAAUGCUCUGUUGACACAAAAGCGCAUCAUUUUCCUCGGGCACAACAUGCCUUCUGGUGAAGUGGCGGAGGCCGUGCUCGCGGCAUGUGCUUUGGCCUCGGGCGGUGUCCUGCGUGGCUUCACGAGGCACGCCUUCCCCUACACAGAUCUCACGAAGAUUGACGACCUGCUCAAGGUGCCGGGCUUCAUCGCAGGAGUGACGAACCCGACAUUCGAGAUGCACCCAGAGUGGUGGGAUCUGCUGUGCGACCUGCCCAGCGGCAGAAUGAAGAUCAGCAAUCGGCUAGAGCCGCUGCCGCCAACAGAAGGUCUGGUAUACUUCCAGCAGCAGAAUCCGGCAGCCGCGGCGCUGAUCAACGGCCCAUCGACCGGGGACUUGACCUCUGACACGGUAUUUAUGAAUGACAUCCUGCGGAGCAUAGCGACACGGCAGGGCGAGCGGGUGAUCCGCGCCAAGUGGAGGGACUGGGUGGUCAAGUUUGCCCGGAUGUCGGCGGCAUUCGAAGAGAGCGUGUACGGCGCCAGCGCGCUGUACAUCGGAGGAGACGAGGCCGACGCCAACACGCUGGGCAAGGGAGGGCACGGGUACGUGUGGCCGGAUGAGAGCUCGAAGCAGAAGGAGCUGGCAGGUAAUGUGCACAGGAUAGAAGGGUGGCGGAACACGAGGAGCUACUACAGCUUCAUCCAGGACCUCGCCCAGAUAUACACGAUCCGCCCGCUCAAGGGCCUGGAUCUGCACCACCUGCACGACCGGCUGCGGACGCAGCGACUGAGCCCGGCGCAGAGCCGCGAGAUCUACCUGUCGUUUGCGAACAAUGUGGUGACGUACGACGAGAUCUGCCUGCUGCUGACGGUGGCGCCCGAGUCGCACGGAGGGCUGUUUUACCUGGCGCUGGGCCUGCUGCACAAGGACCGGGACGUGCGGAUCGCGACGGCGGACCUGCUGGAGCGGAUCAGCGAGCACGAGGCCGGGCAGCACUGGUGGAAGGGGCUGAGCCGGUUCGAGAAGCUGGCGUACCAGCGGAUCCGGAGGGAUGCGGAGGGCGGAGGCGGAGGCGCAGAGCAGCUGCAGGGAGGGUUGGGAGGAGGAGGGGGAUACAUGAUCAGCGAGAGCGACAAGAGGGUUAGUUAG